Molecule: messenger RNA, 2972 nt
Organism: Oryzias melastigma (Indian medaka)
Lineage: Eukaryota; Metazoa; Chordata; Actinopteri; Beloniformes; Adrianichthyidae
Gene: zranb1a
Product: zinc finger, RAN-binding domain containing 1a
Biological process (GO): positive regulation of Wnt signaling pathway; protein deubiquitination involved in ubiquitin-dependent protein catabolic process; protein K29-linked deubiquitination
Cellular component (GO): nucleus; cytoplasm
Molecular function (GO): cysteine-type deubiquitinase activity; K63-linked polyubiquitin modification-dependent protein binding
Source: RefSeq, a predicted model, not a curated record
CUCCCAGUGUUUCCUCGUCGUCCAAUAGCUUCGAGAGCUCCGCCAUAUGACUGGUGACGAGCGUUUAUUUUGGCUCUGCCCCUGAUUUGUCGAGCCGUCGUCGCCAUUAAACAGGACGGCGACCGUAUAAACCAUGAAGAGUUGCGGAUUUGCACCAUGAACAGAGGCGCUCGGAGACCUUGGCAAGGCUCGCUUUGUUCCCCGAGAGAUUAAUGCGACCGCGAAGGUAAAGAUGUGAGCAAAGGAGGGAGUCUUCUUCAGAUUGGGAAAGGUUAGAUUGAGCAGGAGGAGGGACCGGACAAGAAGAAGGGGUUGUUGUGGUUUGCAGCGGCGCUUUAAAGGCGUACGAAGUCACGAAUCGAUCCACAAUGACGGAACAAAGGGGGAAGUGGUCCUGUGAGUACUGCACCUAUGAGAACUGGCCAUCUGCUAUCAAGUGUACAAUGUGUAGUGCACCCCGGAUGAGGGGUCCCAUCAUCACAGAAGAACCCUACAAAAACGGUCCAGAUCUGGACCCCAGUCCAGAAUGGGACCCUCCCAGAACUGAUCGGGGAAGCAGCCUCCUCAUCUGCCCGGACUCCAGUGCUAGGCCGAGAGUCAAACCAUCCAGCAUGGCUGAGAUUGCGAACAAGUGGUCCUGCCACAUGUGCACCUAUCUGAACUGGCCUCGGGCCGUCCGUUGCACACAGUGCUUGUGUCAGCGCCCGAGGACCAGCAGCCCCACCGAGUCCCCCCAGACGUCAGGCUGCCGCCCUGGUGUUCACUCUCCAGUGGACACCUGUGAGGAGUAUAAUGACAGGAACAGACUUAACACUCACCAGCAGCAUUGGACAUGCACGGCGUGCACUUACCAGAAUUGGCCCACCACUACAACAUGUGUGCUGUGCGACUUCCCCAAGCCCAGCAACCAGGAAACCACGGAGCCGGUCGAGACCGCGGCGCCCUCACCCCUGAUCAUUGAGCAGGACGUGGCACGGUGGAGGGGCAGCUGCAGUGGGAGUCAGCGGAGAUCCCCUCCCAUGGCCAAAAGAGAGGACUUUCAGAGGAUAGAGCUGGCAGCUGGAGCUGUUAGUAGAGAGGAGCAGGAGGUGGAUUUCAAGAAGCUCAAGCAGAUCAGAAACCGGAUGAGGAAAACAGACUGGUUAUUCCUUAGUGCAUGUGCCGGUGUUGUGGAGGGAGAUCUGGCCGCAGUGGAAGCCUACAAGUCAUCCGGCGGCGACAUCGCGCGGCAAUUGACCGCCGACGAGGUGCAGCUGCUGAACCGCUCCUCAGCGUUCGAUGUCGGCUUCACUCUGGUUCAUCUGGCUAUCCGCUUCCAGAGGCAGGACAUGCUGGCCAUACUACUGACAGAGGUUAGCCAACAGGCUGCAAAGUGUAUUCCCUCCAUGGUGUGUCCCGAGCUGACGGAGCAGAUCCGCAGGGAGAUCACAGCGUCUCUGCACCAGCGCAAGGGCGAUCUCGCCUGUUACUUCCUCACUGACUUGGUCACUUUCACCCUGCCUGCAGAUAUUGAGGACCUGCCACCUGCGGUUCAGGAGAAGCUGUUGGAUGAGGUGCUGGAUCGGGAUGUGCAGAAAGAGCUUGAGGAGGAAUCUCCUGUCAUCAACUGGUCCCUGGAGCUGUGCACGCGCCUGGACAGCCGGCUGUACGCCCUGUGGAACCGCACAGCGGGGGACUGCCUGCUGGACUCGGUUCUGCAGGCCACCUGGGGGAUUUACGACAAGGACUCCGUCCUCCGAAAAACCCUUCACGACAGCCUGCACGACUGCUCUCACUGGUUUUACACGCGCUGGAAGGAGUGGGAGUCCUGGUACUCGCAGAGCUUCGGUUUACAUUUUUCCCUCCGAGAGGAGCAGUGGCAGGAGGACUGGGCUUUCAUCCUGACGUUGGCCAGUCAGCCCGGGGCCAGCCUGGAGCAAACCCACAUUUUUGUUCUUGCACAUAUUCUUCGAAGACCGAUCAUAGUCUACGGAGUGAAAUACUACAAAAGUUUCCGUGGGGAAACGUUAGGAUACACUCGCUUUCAAGGUGUGUACCUGCCUCUGCUGUGGGAGCAGAGCUUCUGCUGGAAGAGCCCCAUCGCUCUGGGCUACACACGGGGUCACUUCUCCGCCCUGGUGGCCAUGGAGAACGACGGCUACGACAAUCGCGGUGCGGGCGCCAACCUCAACACGGACGACGACGUCACCGUCACCUUCUUACCGCUGGUGGACAGCGAGAGGAAGCUGCUGCACAUACACUUCCUGUCCGCACAAGAGAUGGGCAACGAGGAGCAGCAGGAGAAGCUGCUGAGGGAGUGGUUGGACUGCUGCGUGACCGAAGGAGGCGUGCUGGUCGCCAUGCAGAAGAGCUCCCGGCGCCGCAACCACCCUUUAGUCACCCAGAUGGUGGAAAAGUGGUUGGACAGAUACCGGCAGAUCCACCCCUGUGCCUCUCUCUCCGACGGCGAGGAUGAAGAUGAAGACGAGUGAAGGUGAAGCCGAAACGAGCUCAAAAAGGACAAAAAAAACCCUUAAACUCGUAACUCACUAUCUACUGUCCCCGCCCCCUUCUUUUUUGACUUGUAACGAUGCAUGUUCUGUGGUAGAUACAGCACCAUCACACCGUACCCGACGACUGCCCCAUCAAAGCACAUAUAGUCACUUGGUUUGCCUGCCGACGCUCCAACUUCCCCCCGUUUAUCAAGUUACCGCCCUGAAGAAAUAUGCUAGAACAUGUAGGAAAAAUCUCCCAAAGCUGCACUACGGAACAGUUACAGAGCUGCCUGAUGGGAAGUUUACUGAAAACUGAGAAGAUGCUGUGUGUGUGUGUGUGUUUCUGUGAGAGGGGGGGUUAUUAUGAUAUUGAAGUUUGAUGAUAUUUUUUUGUGAUUUGGAGGGGGGGCACUCUUGGAUUGGGGAUGAGAGACAACCAAACCCUCUGCCUCUGUCCGUGGAGAGCAUUCAUAAUAAAUUGGACUCACUUGCAUUUGA